Molecule: messenger RNA, 2569 nt
Organism: Notolabrus celidotus (New Zealand spotty)
Lineage: Eukaryota; Metazoa; Chordata; Actinopteri; Labriformes; Labridae
Product: rho GDP-dissociation inhibitor 1-like
Exons: 6
Coding region: 171-782 (203 amino acids)
Biological process (GO): Rho protein signal transduction
Cellular component (GO): membrane; cytoplasm; cytosol
Molecular function (GO): Rho GDP-dissociation inhibitor activity; protein binding
Source: RefSeq, a predicted model, not a curated record
UUCCCGGAACCGUGUCGCGCGGGCGACGCACGGGGCGGCGCCGUUCCCUUGUUCGCCAUACUUGCACAGGAGCGCAAAGCAACGAACGCACUUACUGCAAAGGCACCUGAAAUCACUACAGCAUAUAAUAAAAAGCUACUUUCUUCCACACUCUCUCUCUCUCCCCAGACAUGGCUGAGGAUGACGUGACUGAGGAGCAGCUAGCAGCCAUUGCCGCCGAAAAUGAGGAGCAAGAGCAGGUGAACUACAAGGCACCAGCCCAGAAGUCGUUGAAAGAGAUCCAAGAGCUGGAUAAGGAUGAUGAGAGCUUACGCAAAUAUAAAGAAGCCCUGCUCGGACCUGGGAACGCUGAGGCUGAUCCCACUAUCCCAAAUGUGCAAGUGACCCAAAUGAGUCUGCUCUGUGAAGCAGCCCCAAACCCCCUGAUCCUGGACCUGCAAGGAGACCUGGAAUCCUUCAAGAAGCAGGCCUUUGUCCUGAAGGAGGGAGUUGAAUACAAAAUAAAGAUCAGCUUUAAGGUGAACAAGGAGAUAGUUUCGGGUCUGAAGUAUGUGCAGCAGACAUACAGGAAAGGAAUGAAGAUUGAUAAAUCGGACUACAUGGUGGGCAGCUACGGGCCUCGUCCAGCUGAAUACGACUUCCUGACCACAGUUGAGGAGGCACCUAAAGGCGUCCUGGCCCGCGGCAACUACGUCAUCAAAUCCAAGUUUACUGACGACGAUAAGCACGACCACCUGUCCUGGGAGUGGAACCUCAACAUCAAGAAAGACUGGAAAGACUAAAAGAGGCCUUUUUGUUCGGGGGGGGUGGGGUUGAAGGAAUCAUGACCCCCCCCCCCGCCUCCCACAGCCCCGUGCAUUCCUCAACCGCUGUCCCUGCCAUGUGUUCUCCACCAUUUCUGCCUUCUCUGUUUUCACUUUGAUGUGCAUUUCAUGCUCUCAUGCCUUAGUUCCCGCCUCGCUGUUCUAACACCCCGGCGUCCUUCCCUCCUCUCUGUCAGCAGCAGUAGCAUUAGCAGUAGCAGCAGUGCCCCCCCCCUGUCCGUCCAUCCAACACCUCCCCACCUGACCUACUUAACACUUCAUUUUUGCACACAAGCCACCUCUGUCCACCCACCUGCCAUCUUUAACCCCCCCCCCCACCCUCCUCUCACUGAGCUGUGCCAUGUAGCACCUUACUCCCUCACUCCCAGCCAUCUAUUCGUCUUCUAUUUUUCGCUGCUUGAAGAGAUUAACCCCGCCUUUCACCUGUCCAGAAUGGUGUCUUCCUCUCUCAGUAUGAAGUACAUGUGGAAAAGCAACUGUACAAUCAACUUUUGUUUGCCUUUUUUUAUAUAAUUGUAUCAAUGGUUGUGUAAUGUGACUGUAUUCACAUCACUGUUUAUCAGCUGUUGUGUUCAUCGCAGGCCCCACCACAUCCACCUGCACCCCCUCACACACACUUGUGCUACAGCAUUCCUUUGCUUGCUCACAUGCUUUGGUGUCUUUUGAUAUUAUUACCAAUACCUGCCUUGGAAAAACAAUACAUUCAGAUCUGCUUUACAGCGCCUCCCUCCCUUCCCUAAAUGUAUUCACCCACUCCCCUGUUAAAUGGGGACUGGGGCCAAAGUGAACAAGGGAGUAAAUAGUAUAAGGGUAAAAAAAGAAGAAGAAGCUGCCUUAUGUAUCAACUAAUGUCUAAAAUGUUUCUUUAGCAUGCCUUGUGUGUACGAGCAGCGCUAGUUAUCAGGUAGCCUGUAUAUCAAGGGCUUACUCUCGCUACCAACUCACAUGUAGCCCUGUUGUAGUAGAGACUGUCUAUACAGGUCACUCACAUACAGCUGCACACACGCUUACUGCCCCCAAAUUAAACUGACCUUGUAAUGAAAGGAGACUGAAUGUUAAUGAUUGGAGAAGUCACCAAACAAAGCUAGUGUUGAUGAAUCUGGGCACUCUUGUUCCUUUCAGCCAUGAGGCCUUAGCACCAACUAUGAGAAAAUUGAACAUUUCUAAUCUAGCCUUUUUGUUUUUGUUUUAUUUGUUGUCUUGUUUGCUUUAAUGUGAAUCAUCCCCUUCACAAAACGCCCUUAACUUUGCUUAUUCAAAACUCGUAGCCUGUAGUCAGUCAGGAGAGCCUUGGGGUGGAGGAGUCGUAGCAGAGAGGAGGCUGAGCUGGGCACCGUCUGCUGCUGCUGGAGACCUCUGCGGUGCCUGGUCUCGCCCGGAGACAGACACUGACAGUCUAGAGAGAAAACUGACCAGGCCACGCAUCAGCCUUUUAACCCUCACAGGAAGAAAGUGGUGAAAGGAAAGGUCAGGUGACACUAAAAGAGAAACAUAUGCUCAAUAUUUAAUGAGAGGCGGAGGGUUUUAACAACUGACUAAACUUCAAUUGAAAUCGACUUGUACUGUACCAGAACACAUGGAUGUAAAACUUUUUGUUUGUCUUCUAAUAAUAAUGUACUUCCUGCUCCAUACAUUCCUUCACAUUGUACAGUUUCUAUGAAAACGCUGGCAUGCUGGUGGGGUUGUAUAUUCUAUCAUCAUUUGUGAGUGCUCUUCUCGGUCAAUAAAGAUUUUGCUCAACUUUG